Molecule: messenger RNA, 3013 nt
Organism: Hypomesus transpacificus
Lineage: Eukaryota; Metazoa; Chordata; Actinopteri; Osmeriformes; Osmeridae
Gene: cdc34b
Product: cell division cycle 34 homolog (S. cerevisiae) b
Exons: 5
Coding region: 565-1284 (239 amino acids)
Biological process (GO): protein polyubiquitination; ubiquitin-dependent protein catabolic process
Molecular function (GO): ubiquitin conjugating enzyme activity
Source: RefSeq, a predicted model, not a curated record
GUUUUGAGAAAAGGGGGGGGACUGAUUUUCAACUCUUAUCUUGUUGCUACAGUAGCUGGCUUACUGGGAGAUAGAGGAAAAUAACACUGACAACCUUAGCUGACUAUGUCUUCUUCGCUGAACAUCUGAAUCAACGCUCUUUGCAUGUCAAGUGGCAGGUCAAAAUACAUAUUUUUUUAUUUAAAUAGCAACAGAGAGCAGAUAUCGUUCAUUUGAGUGAAUUCCCUUGUUAGCUUCCUAGCUAGCUGCUCAAAGCUUAUUCUGCUGUUAGCAUUAGAUUUACGGCUUAACCAGUCUGCCAGGUCGAAGAUCUUUAUUGAGACAAUUUGUAUUUAUUUAUUCUUUAAUCAAUAUACCAAAAAUUGUAAGAUUUAUGUUGGCUACCCGAAGUAGAUACUAAAUAACCCUUCAACAAAGCCUUUGUUUAACUUGCGCAUUAGAAGGGCUGGCUAGUUAUUGUAUUCAUCGAGAACAAACAAAGAACCUUUUUUUGUUUUGCCAGAUCAGCUGGCUAGAGGUGAGCCAGUAAACACCAUUUUUGGUUGGACAAUCUUGCUUAUAACUAUGGCGCAACACGGCCCAACUCACGUUGCCAGCUCACAAAAAGCACUUAUGCUUGAGAUGAAGAGCCUCCAAGAAGAACCAGUUGAGGGAUUCAAAAUAACAUUGGUGGACGAAGCAGAUCUCUACAACUGGGAAGUUGCCAUUUUCGGACCCCCUAACACGCACUACGAAGGAGGAUAUUUUAAGGCUCGGAUCAAGUUCCCAAUAGACUACCCUUAUUCACCCCCUGCCUUCCGGUUCCUCACUAAGAUGUGGCACCCUAAUAUCUAUGAGAAUGGGGACGUGUGUAUAUCCAUCCUCCACCCUCCAGUGGAUGACCCACAGAGUGGGGAGCUUCCUUCAGAGAGAUGGAACCCCACCCAAAACGUCAGGACCAUCCUGCUGAGUGUAAUCUCCCUGCUGAAUGAACCCAACACCUUCUCUCCUGCCAACGUGGACGCCUCUGUCAUGUACCGCAAGUGGAGGGACAGCAAGGGCAAGGACCGAGAAUAUGCCGAAAUUAUCAGGAAGCAGGUGUUGGCCACGAAAGCGGAGGCGGAGCGUGAUGGGGUAAAGGUCCCGACCACACUGGCCGAAUACUGCGUCCGUACUCGUGCCCCGCCCCCCGACGAGGGCUCUGACCUUUUCUAUGACGAUUACUAUGACGACGAAGAGUUGGAGGAUGAGGAUGCAGACGACUGCUGCUAUGACGAGGACGACUCUGGGAACGAGGAGUCGUGACGUGUCAGAACUUUGCACGCCGACCCUGCUGAAGCAUGUGACUGACCCUCUCCUUACGAGAGCCUCGUCUGACUGGACUACAAAAAAAGUUUUUAAACCACUCACUUUUUUAUCUGCAGAAGGAUCACGUGUGUGUUUUUCAUCAGCCCACGGGUUCUUGUCAGAAUCCAAGCACACUUUAGGUAGGGUAUAAUAUGAUAGACUUGCACCAGCAUACAGUUGGCACCUGUUCCUAUUCCCCUUUCAGUAGUGGUAGCCCUGCUCUUUUUAUCAUUUGUUUUCCCUUCUGUGUUCAACAUUGUAGGUUUUAAUCCCUAGUAAAUAACGGUGCAACGUGCACUGGUGCACAGGCUUGGCAAAUAAGCUCCUUUUAAUUUCCUUCUGUCCUUCAAAUGGGCUUGUUAACCGGGUUUUAUUCACCCAGAGUAGGCACCAAUGACUGAGGACUUUACUGGUUGUUGUGUGAGCUUUAAGCUACACUUGCAUUUCCCAGAAGGAGGUUCUGUCAUGUCUUUCUGUUCUGACAUUUCGGGCAAAUGAGUAGACGCAUGACAAGACAAAACAUCUGUGCAUGUCAGACAUCUUUUAAAGGUCUUUCUUGUACAGACAGCGUCUUUAUCAUGCUCAUCCUGGCUCAAGUGAAUGAAAUGUGAUUGUGAUUAUGGCAAUACCAGUGACAUGUGAGUCUGGAGGACACUUGGUUGAAGUUAAACAGUGGGUCAUGUCCUAGGCAACUGCAACAUGUUGACAACUGUUUGUUGGGCUGCUCUGGCCAUUACUGUUUGAUGUGUUUGAUUUCUGUCACUUAAGGAGAGAGCAGGUGUGUGUGCGUGAUUCCAGAACAUUCAACAUAAGGUUACCCAAGACAGACGCUCAUCAGAGAUUGCUCCACAACAUGAUGGAAACCAAGAUCUGAAUCAGUCUUAAUGGGAUAGUUCAUCCUAUUUUUAUAAUUUGUUAUAAUGCCUCCUACCAUUAAAGUAUAUAUACACAGUAGACUACUUCCAACAUGAGGAAUUAUCAAAUGAAGUAUAAAUAGGAUAAACUACACAGCGGAAACAAGUCCACAACAAUAUCCAACAAUGGUGAAACUGUUUGCUGUAUUAGUUGUCUUCACACUUAGCUAUCUUGCAAGCUUUGCUGUUUCGCUAUCUUACUUUUUAUUUCAAGCUUUGCCUGUAAUCUGUGUUGGAGAAUGAUAUCAAUCUUCUCUGUGAGGGGGUCGGUGGGUUUGGAUUAGGUAGUGGGGUUUUGUAGUAAGCUUGUGUAUCUGUGUUGUACCAUGUUGUGGCAGUGUCACUCAGAAAGCCCCUGGAUGCUAAAAAGAAAAAUGCCACUCUCAUUUUCAUUGAUUGUAUUUAUUUUUGUGUGUUGGUGGAGGGUGGUAUCACCUAUCUCCAGGUAGGCGGGCAUCAAUGCGUGUGAGUGUAUGUGUGCACGCAUGUGUGUAUUUUGUAUCAGCAAUAUUGGAUGUUUCAUUUAUUACGAUUUGACUUAAUAUAACUGUAAUUCUCAGGAUACAAAAUCAUAGAUAAUUACACAGCAAGUAACUACGUUUCUUUCAAGGUUGUAUAGUAAGUUGUCAACUGUUUUAACAUGCACCUUCACUGAUAUGCACAUGUGGCCGGAUGGACGAUCACUGUAUUCAAUAAUUUAGCUGUAUGCAUUUUAUGUUUUUUUGUUGUUUUUUUGCCUAUAUACAUUUUAAAAUAAAGAACAUUAUAGGACA